Messenger RNA from Xenopus tropicalis (tropical clawed frog), 3047 nucleotides. It is a transcript of the gene lrit1, whose product is annotated as leucine-rich repeat, immunoglobulin-like and transmembrane domains 1. NCBI's taxonomy places the organism in Eukaryota, Metazoa, Chordata, Amphibia, Anura, Pipidae. Bases 119 to 1969 code for a protein of 616 amino acids. The transcript is spliced from 5 exons. The record is from RefSeq and is a predicted model, not a curated record.
UCUGCAGCUAAAGCAUCACUCUGUGACUGGAAGCGGAAGAGAUCUUAAGAAAAUGUGACCAGGCCCUGCAAGAGAAUAUCAUCCUGUCCCCAAAGGUCCAACUCAUGGUUAGGUCACCAUGUGGAUCUCCUUGGGCAUCUUCUACUACCUAGGUUUGGGGAAUCUGUUUUCUUUUUGCCUUUCGUGCCCUUCUCAGUGCAGCUGUACCUUUUACUCUCGCAGUGACCCUCCCAGUAACCUCAGAGAAGUGCUUUGUAAUGACCCUGAGAUGACACUAACGCCAGUGAAUAUUCCAGUAGAUACUUUCAAACUUCGCAUAGAGAAAACCUCCAUUCGCCAAGUGCAAGGGGAAGCUUUCCGUCUCCUCACCAAUCUGGAAUUUCUGUGGAUGCCCUAUAAUUCUGUGGAGAGCAUGAGCAUGCUUACAUUACGAGGGUUGCACCAACUGCAGGAGCUCAGGCUGGAUGGCAAUGACCUUACAUCUUUCCCAUGGGAAUCUUUGACCUACACUCCUCGUCUGAGAUUACUUGAUUUGCACAAUAAUGAACUUUCUGCCAUACCAAAAGAUGCAGCACGCUUUAUGAAGAACAUUACAUAUCUUGACAUCUCAAGCAACAAACUUAUGACACUUCCUCAGGAACUUAUUGCGUCUUGGUUAAAUCUUCACUCAGCCUCAUAUUUCUCCAGUGGUUAUUCUACUGUGAUCCUGGGCCUUCAAGAUAAUCCUUGGCAGUGUGAUUGCAGUUUAUAUGAAAUGGUCCAUUUCCUCAACUUCCAUUCUCCUUCUGUGGCCUUCAUAGAACCUCAGCUACAGUGUGCUUCUCCUCAAAGUCUGUCUGGCAUCCCCUUCAGCCAGGUUGAGCUUAGGAAAUGUCAAAGUCCAGUUAUUCAGGCAUCUGCGGCAAAACUGAAGACCAUGGUUGGUAGUACAGUCUUACUACGAUGCGGCACUAUGGGUGUCCCAGUUCCUGAACUUAGCUGGAGAAGAACUGAUGGGAUUCAGAUAAAUGGAACAGUGCAUCAGGAAAUCUCAAGUGAAGGAAUGAGCUGGUCAAUGAUAACUGUGCCUAAUGUCUCUUAUAAAGAUUCUGGAGAAUAUAUUUGUAAAGCCAAAAAUAAUGUGGGUAUGACAGAAGCUUUUAUAUCCGUUUUGGUCACUGACUCCAACACCACAGAUGAACAAAAUGAUAAAGGAACUAUUCUGCCCACGGUAGUGACCUCCAACAUCCAACAAUACCGAAAAGACAGCAGUAAAGAUGUACUCAGCAAUGAAGUUCAGCAUUUUAAUCCAAACCCAGGAGUAGGCUUGGUGCCGGACAGCAAGGAUCCAAAUAAUAUUAUUCCACUUUUGCCAACAACACUGCCAGAGACUGAGCGUCUGGUCAGAGGAGUUAAAGUUAUUGGAGAUACAGACCAUAGUGUCUCUUUGGCAUGGAAAGCUCCUCUUGCUAAAAACAAUACUGUAUUUAGCGUGCUCUAUGCAAUAUUUGGAGAACGAGAUAUGCGAAGGAUUAGCGUGGAGCCUGGCAAGACAAAGAUCACAAUUGAUGGUUUGAUGCCCCAGACUAAGUAUAUUGCCUGUGUUUCAGUAAAAGGGUUAAUACCCAAAAAGGAACAAUGUAUCAUCUUUUCCACUGAUGAAGCAGCCAGUGCUGGUGGGACACAAAAACUUAUUAAUGUGGUAGUCAUCAGUGUGGCUUGUGUUAUUGCAGUCCCUCUAACCUUGGUGGUCUGCUGUGGGGCUUUAAAAAGACGUUGCACGAAGGGCUUCGGUAGGAGAUCCAAGGACAUACAAGACUCUUAUGUCACAUUUGAAAGCCUUGCCGUAACUCCAAAAACGAAGGGGGCUGAUGGAGAAUAUCUAACUAGGCAUACUCCAGAUGAAUCCAACAGACUUCUAUCUCCACGGUCAAGUGUAGAUUCCGAGGCAAUAACAAAAGCAGGACAAGCCAAUGAAUUCUUUUGCUGAUAAAUGGUGAAUGCAAACUUUGGUCAGCAAUAUUACCAUUGUGACUGUAUUGGUUACUGUAUCAAUUGAAGAAAUCCACAAUGUGCCAGCACAGUACACAUUCAUGAAGCUGAACAUUGCCAGAGUCCUACCUAACCCUUCAUUUCUUUUUUAUGUAAAAUAUUUGCUAAAGUUCAAGGCAGUAUUGUUGAGUGUAUUGUGCAUCCUAAAAUGCUCCUUAAAGAAGUUAUAAACAAUUCAUUGCCACAAUUCCAAAUAAGUUUUUAUUUUUGCUUUGAUUUGGAAUUAUUUUGAGAAGAUUAUGUACUGUGAUUUUCACUUUGUUACUAUUAAUAAUAACUGUUAUCUACCAAUGAUUUGUUUUAAAAGGAACACUGAGGUGUGAUUAUCUUAUAUGGGCAUGCAUUUACUGUAUGUAAUGAUUUAUUUAUUAUUUAUUCAUUCUCUAUUCAUCCAUCUCCAUCUCAAACUUUUAGGACUUUUUCAGGCUUGCAUUGGGUUCCCUUACAAAUUGCCAUUUAAUGAAAUGAAUCAAUUAAGUACAAACUUUGCUUUCUCUAAUAAGGGCUAGCACAUCUACUGCUGAACACAAUAUGAGCUAAAGGAGAUGCUGUACUUCCCCCUGGCACAUUCAAUUUGGUUAUUUUUUUCUGCCAUUGCUAUACAUGUUAUGUUGCAUAUUGCUGUCACCCAACAAUAGGUCUAUUCUCCGUUAUAUUACAAAAACAAUUAAGAAAACCAGUUUGUAGUUAUCAACAUCAAUAAGUUCUUCUAAAAAGUGUAUUUGCUUUCAAAAAAUUCCCCCAAAACAUCAUUAAAGACAUCAUUAAAAUGUUUUUCAAUUGUGCCUAAAACCUGUGUGUAGUAAUGUGUAACAUACAGUGGUGGUGUAAAAAGUGCAUUUGUCUUUAUCUUUUCACAGUUGUAACUGAUUCUGCUUGAUUUUAGUUCAUCGUGUGAACUGUAUCUCGUUCCCCCAUUUGGCGAAUGUUACCAUAUGUAUGUACUUGUAUUAUCUACAGUGUAGGAUUGAGUCAAAUUUGCAAUUUCAACAAAAAUAAAUGUAAAAAGUCACAUA